Messenger RNA from Adineta ricciae, 1539 nucleotides. The record is from the annotation of a GenBank genome assembly. NCBI's taxonomy places the organism in Eukaryota, Metazoa, Rotifera, Eurotatoria, Adinetida, Adinetidae.
AUGAGUCAAGACGAUAUUCUUCAAUCAACAAAAACAGUCAUUCAAGGACUUGAAGCUUUGAAAAAUGAACAUGGCAAAAUGUUAGAGAAUAUUCUUGAAACACCGCCAACAUCGCCGAAAGAUGCGAAUAAAAUUGAAGAAAAAGCAGGUUUAUUACGCAAAUCUAUGGAUAUGAUUGAAUUAGGUAUCGGCGAAGCGCAAGUAAUGAUGCAAUUAGGCAAUCAUCUUCAGAAUCUGGAAGCCGAAAAACACAAACUGCGCACUCAAGUCAAACGUUUAUGUCAAGAAAACGCCUGGCUUAGAGACGAACUAGCCACAUCCCAAAAGAAAUUGCAUGACUGCGAACAAUCCAAUGCCUCGUAUUCCGUCGAACUUGAACAUUUGAAAUUUCUCAAAGAUGUCAAACAGUACGACGUCAAUGAUAACAAUUCCUCGACAACAAAUACAUCUUCUGGUCAAACAGCAGAUCUCGUCAAUGAUCUCUUUCCAACAGACGACGAUGCGUAUAUGGACCAACAGAGCGUUCAAGAAAGAAAUCAAUCGUAUGCUGAUUUGAUGAUGACGCCAUCGCAGUCAGCAAGUGGCUCAUUCAUUUCUUCAACUGGCUAUGAAAUACCUGCACGAUUGAAAACUUUGCAUAAUCUUGUCAUACAAUACGCAUCUCAAGGUCGAUAUGAAGUCGCAGUGCCUCUGUGUCGACAGGCACUUGAAGAUUUGGAGAAAACGUCCGGCCAUCAACAUCCUGAUGUGGCUACGAUGUUAAAUAUCCUGGCACUUGUCUACCGUGAUCAAUCUAAAUUUAAAGAAGCUGCUGCGCUGCUUAAUGAUGCAUUAGCUAUACGAGAAAAAACUCUCGGCCAUGACCAUCCAGCUGUAGCAGCAACUUUAAAUAACUUAGCUGUGCUCUAUGGUAAACGAAAUAAGUUCAAAGAAGCCGAAGUUCUAUGUAAACGUGCGUUGGAAAUACGAGAGAAGUGUCUUGGUUCAGUGCAUCCCGAUGUUGCUAAACAACUGAACAAUCUCGCCCUACUUUGCCAAAAUCAAGGCAAAUAUGAUGAAGUAGAAUCGUAUUAUAAACGUGCUAUCGAUAUCUACACGAAGACACUUGGUAUCGACGAUCCAAAUGUUGCGAAGACGAAAAAUAAUCUCGCAUCCGCCUAUCUUAAACAGCAAAAAUAUAAAGAAGCUGAGCAAAUCUACAAAGAUGUUCUCACACGAGCACAAGAAAAGGAUCCUUCAAAUAAACCUCCAGUUCCUGGUCAACAACAAGAAAACUCAAGCGGAGCAACAGGUGGAAACUAUGAUGCUCAAGGUGGAUGGUAUAAAACAAUCCUAAGCGAUCAACCGACAGUGACAACUACGCUGAAAAAUUUAAGUUUAUUAUACCGCCGACAAGGUAAAUAUGAAGCCGCUGAAACAUUAGAAAAUUGUGCAGCUAAAGCACGAAAAGAUCCUCAAGCGAUUAUUCAAGCACUUAAUAUUGUUAAACAAACGAACUUGAAUACUCAACAACAACCGCCGCCAUCGUCAACUUCCUGA